AUGGAACAGGGCAAGGCUGACAAGACUAAUACAGGACAGAGCCCCAGAGGCAGCGCUGUUGUCCUAAGGUGGCAGCUACAAGUGUUAGAUUUCAUCUGUGAGACCAACAUUUAUCUUCCAAGAGGGAUUAGAUCAAAAUGCUAUGGUGACAUUAACAUCUACAGGUCUACACCUCCCACAACCUACAGCCAUGAUGAGCCAAUCAGGAUUGUGAUGGUGGGGAAGACUGGAGAUGGAAAAAGUGCCACAGGAAACACCAUUCUGGGAAAACAGCUCUUUGAAUCAGACUGUUCUCCUACAUCUUUGACUGAACACUGUAAAAAGGAAUGUGGUGAGGUGGAUGGACAAAAGGUUGCUGUUAUCGACACUCCAGGCCUGUUUGACACUGGGAACGCUGAAAGGAAAACAGUUAAAGAUAUUGCCCAGAGUAUUUCUUAUGCUUCUCCUGGACCUCAUAUCUUCCUGAUCGUCAUCAAAUUGGGCAGACGCACAGAGGAAGAAAAGCAAACAGUGCAGAAGAUUCAGAAAAUCUUUGGUGAGGAAGCCAACAAAUACAGCAUGGUUCUCUUUACCCAUGGUGACCUGCUCAAAGGGAAACCUAUCGAGGAGUUCUUGAAGCACAGUGAAGAUCUGAAGGAACUUGUGGAAAAAUGUAACGGACAGUAUCACGUUUUCAAUAAUGAGAUUAAGGAUCGUUCUCAGGUCAAGAAGCUGCUUGAGAUGAUCAGAAACAUGAAUAAAGAGAAUAGAAGAAGCUACUACACCACUGAAAAGUUACAAGAGGCAGAGAGAGCGAUUGAAAAGGAGAAACAACGAAUCCUGAAAGAGAGAGAAGAGCAAAACCGCAAAGCGCAGGAGGAACUGAGGAAAAAAAUAGACGAAGAGUAUGAGCAAAAGAUGAGGGAGGAGAGGGCUGACAGAGGGAAGGAGAAUGAGUUGAGGGAUGCUCGAUGA
This is a messenger RNA of Scomber scombrus (Atlantic mackerel), 954 nucleotides long. RefSeq names its product GTPase IMAP family member 7-like. The coding region runs from base 1 to 954 and encodes 317 amino acids. The transcript has 4 exons. The record is from RefSeq and is a predicted model, not a curated record. Gene Ontology annotation, molecular function: GTP binding. Lineage: Eukaryota; Metazoa; Chordata; Actinopteri; Scombriformes; Scombridae.